AAACCCAAUCAGCUGUUUUUUGCUUCACUCAAUUCGUUUACAUUUUUGUUAACCUAAAAUUUUUUAGUGUUUUUUUACAAUACGCGUAGUUUUGCCCGCCUUUAAUAAAACAUUUUGUUUAUUGCUGUGAAAUUAAAGUGAAUUUGUGUCCUUUUGUGUAUACACUGCAGUGUUAUAAUAAAAUUUUGAAAAUGUUCAACGCCAGCACAGACACGUUGAAGCUGAAUCAAACAGCGAUGUUUGCCAAAAUACGCGCCGGUUUGCCGGUGGAUCGCCAGCACACGCAAAAUUUGCUCGAAUGCAAGGAUGACAUGUUGUACGCAUGGAAUACGGAAGAAUGCUGCCUUUUGGCAGUGAAUUGGCGUUUGGCGGCGUUGGAGGGAUUUGAAGCCGUCAAAUACCAGCAUCUCAUACCAUCGGUGCCGCAAAGUUUCCAAGUGGAACGUGUUGUCGCCUCGUCGGAAGGCUCACUCAUCGCGCUCGCCGGUGCAAGAGGUGUCACUGUGCUCGAAUUGCCACGACGCUGGGGCAAGGAUGGGCUCUUCAUGGAGGGCAAAGAGAAAAUCACAUGUCGCGCAUUUAAUUUGGACUCGCUACUGUUUAGCAACAAUCCCCACCUGGAACUGCGUCAGUUGCGUUGGCAUCCAUUUUCGCCUACCGACUCGCAUCUGCUCGUACUGCUCUCGGACAAUACAAUACGCGUUUAUGACAAUUCCACACUCCGUCACGUAUGGAAAGUCGGUCCAGUGCCGAUGAAGUCUGAUAACAGUCUCAAUAGCUCGACAGCGCUAUCGCUUGGUGAAUUUGCUGUAGAUUUUGAUAUUGCACCCACUCUGGCUUCGAAGGAAGAUGCAGUAUUAAACUCAUCAACUACCAUUAAUAACAACACCACGAAGGAUACGUUAAAUCACAGUCGAAAUCUCUCGAAGGCCUUUAAUGAGUCGGCUACAGGAAAGCAAAAUAACGCACGAAAUAACGAACGUAUUGAAUGGCCUAUUAUUGUGUUGCGUGAGAACGGCAAUAUCUACGUACUAAUGGCUGGACUAGAUAGUCAUAAACCACGCUUACAAGGCCCACUAACAAUUACACCACAUAGCAACGACAAUUAUGGCUUGGACUCAUGUGCUAUUUUAGUCAUCCCCUCCUUGCCGCCAACACUGGUCAUUGCCGAAGCGAAUGGCACUCUGCAUCAUGCACUAUUCCUUGAGGCGGAGGAAGCGGAGGAGUCUUUUAACGAAGUAGACGCCAGCUUGAUCAUACAUCCAUCUGAGUACACAAUACAUGUUCUGGAAACGGUUUUGCUGGAACUGGGUUUACCGAAGGAUGACCCAAAAUCCAAGACUUACAAUUGUCCCAUACAUUUGAAACGCGAUUAUAUCAAUGAGAUGCGCUAUUUCGCCUACCACAAUGCCGGAUUGCAUGCGAUAACCAUCAAUUUCAUCGCCGAGCUGCAACGUUUCGUAGAAAGUGAUGUCGAAUCCGACAUCAGCCCACUCUCGACCGCCUCAAAUGCCGAAUAUAUUGUUUGCACUAAAAUCGAUGCCAGCGAACGCAUCAACGCCGUACUCGGCUUCGUGCUACUCCAAAUGCCUUCGGGCGUUGUACUACUACUCGGUAGUGGUGAAGUUAUCAGUCUAAAACUAAUCAUCGAUCCUAAAAUACUUGUGGAAACAGUGAAAAUUAAAGAGGAAACAGAUAAAUCAUUGCAAAAAUUGGAAGCCAAGUCUGAAUUGGAUCGCAUGUUGGAGCCUUCCUUCGUCGAUCACAUCAAAAGCAUGCUCAAGCGUGACGUUACACAGCCAAUACUCUCAGUAGACAAAACUAGCACACCAACACCACAGGAGUGUUAUGAGCUGCUCACACAAGCCAUUGAGGUGCUGCGCACACAGUAUUUGAAGCGCCACGAACUGGUGCGUGCUGAAAUCACAAGGCGUGUCAACACUAUAAAGUUGCGCAAAGAGCAGCAGGAGCAUGAAAUUGCCGAUUUGGAGCAGGAGCGUGAGAAUAUACGUGAGACAGCGCAUCGCCUGGCCGAGCGCUUUGAGGAGAUCAGCGAUCAGCAGGAGAUCAUAACGAAGAAAUGCCAACAUCUUGUGCGUCAGGCACAUACCCGCCUACCCACCAAUCCAAUUGCCGAUAAAGAAUUCGCCCAGGAGGUGGAGCGUAUCAAUAAAGAGACUAAAGCUUUGACAAAUGCUAUGCAGAAGGCGCGCGAUACCAUCAACAAGCAAACGUAUCAUAUCUCCAAAUAUAAUCAAACCGCUAAGAAGAAGACUUUCCAUUUGCCAGAACGUCAGGAGCGGAACAUUAAGGAGAUACUUAUGCAAAUCGCUGCCGAAGUGGACUCCCAAAUUCGUGACGUCAAGCAUAUCAAUCAACAACUUGGUGUUUAAUAAAAUGCCCAAAAUCAUAAAAUUUUCAUUACACUUAUUACAUUUAAAUCGUAAAGGCUAAAUAAUAAGCCAUUUAGUUUAGUUCUCUAGCGCAGAAAAUGACAUAACAAUAAUAUUUGUUCUGUUUCUUUUUUGCUUUUUGUUCAUUGAUUUUUACUUUAAUACAUACAUACAUAUUACAUUCAUAUGAUAUGAUUUAUAUUAAAAUGCUCAAAAUUGUCGAGUGCAUAGUAAA
Messenger RNA from Zeugodacus cucurbitae (melon fly), 2628 nucleotides. RefSeq names its product nuclear pore complex protein Nup88 (gene mbo). Gene Ontology annotation, cellular component: nuclear pore. Bases 192 to 2393 code for a protein of 733 amino acids. Gene Ontology annotation, molecular function: structural constituent of nuclear pore. The record is from RefSeq and is a predicted model, not a curated record. The transcript has 12 exons. Gene Ontology annotation, biological process: ribosomal small subunit export from nucleus; mRNA export from nucleus; protein import into nucleus. NCBI's taxonomy places the organism in Eukaryota, Metazoa, Arthropoda, Insecta, Diptera, Tephritidae.